GGACCGCCCGCAGCGCGGCGAGGGAUGCGGCCUCCGAGGGGCAGAGGCUGAACCGCCCCUGCCGGCAGCGCAUCGCUCCCGCCCUGGCCGCGGUGCCGGCCGCCGCCUGACUCACGGUGGGCGCGGCAGGAGGGAGGACACCGACUCCGCCGCAGGAAAGUGAAUAAACUUAAUUAAGAAUGUCUGAAAACCUUGACAAGUCCAAUGUAAACGAAGCAGGAAAAUCAAAAUCAAAUGAUUCUGAGCAAAGACCUGAAGAUGCUGUGGAAGGUUCUGAGGAAGCUUUACAGAAAAAAAUAAAGGCGGGCUCUCCCAGCCCCCAAAGAGUACAAAGACCUCACUCUAGUCCUCCUCAAUUUGUGACAGUAGAAGAACUUCAGGAGACAGCAAAAGGAGUCACUAACAUGGCUCUAGCUCAUGAAAUUGUAGUAAAUGGAGACUUUCAGAUUAAACCAGUUGAAUUACCAGAAGGCAGUUUGCAGAAGAGAGUAAAGGAGAUUGUACAUAAAGCUUUCUGGGAUUGCUUGAGUGUUCAGCUAAGUGAAGACCCCCCAACAUAUGACCAUGCUAUUAAACUUUUAGGAGAAAUCAAAGAGACUCUCUUAUCUUUCUUGCUGCCUGGUCACACUAGACUGAGAAACCAGAUAAUAGAAGUCUUGGAUCUGGAUCUGAUAAAGCAGGAAGCAGAGAAUGGUGCCCUAGACAUUUCCACGCUGGCAGAAUUCAUUACUGGCAUGAUGGGGACACUGUGUGCACCUGCUCGAGAUGAGGAAGUUAAGAAACUAAAGGACAUUAAGGAAAUAGUACCCCUUUUCAGAGCAAUUUUUUCUGUGUUGGACCUAAUGAAAGUGGACAUGGCGAACUUUGCAGUCAGUAGCAUUAGGCCACAUCUCAUGCAGCAGUCAGUUGAAUAUGAAAGGAAGAAGUUCCAAGAGCUUCUGGAGAAGCAGCCAAAUUCCCUGGACUUUGUUACCCAGUGGCUAGAAGAAGCCUCAUAUGACCUUAUAAAUCAGAAGCGUAAACAUGCCCUGCCAGCUGGGGAAGGAGCUGCUGGCUCUGGGGAUGCUCCCAGGCCAAAUCCUGUGGCUGUCCAGAAUUAUGCGUACCUGAAGCUUCUGAAGUGGGACCACGGCCAGAGGCCUUUCCCAGAAACAGUUUUGAUGGACCAGUCCCGCUUCCAAGAGCUCCAGCUGCAGCUGGAGCAACUCACCAUCCUAGGGGCUGUGUUAUUGAUCACAUUCAGCAUGGCAGCACCCGGAAUUUCUACCCAGGCUGACUUUGCUGAGAAACUCAAGAUGAUUGUGAAGAUUUUGCUGACAGAUAUGCAUCUACCCUCCUUCCACCUAAGGGAUGCCCUGACUACCAUUGGGGAGAAAGUCUGCCUGGAGGUGAGCAGCUGCCUUUCCCUGUGUGGGUCCUCUCCCUUCUCCACAGACAAGGAGACCGCGCUCAAGGGCCAGAUCCAGGCCGUUGCCAGUCCCGAUGACCCCAUCCGCAGGAUCAUGGAAUCUCGAAUCCUGACCUUCUUAGAAACCUACCUUGCCUCGGGUCAUCAGAAGCCAUUGCCUGCAGUACCUGGGGGAUUGGGUCCAGUUCACAGAGAACUGGAAGAAGUUGCUAUUAAAUUUGUUCGCCUGGUCAACUAUAACAAGAUGGUCUUCUGUCCCUAUUAUGAUGCAAUCCUCCGUAAGAUCUUCAUCUGAUCCUAACUUGUAUGCACCCUACAGCAGCAGUAUUAUUUACUUGCCUCAGAAUAUCUGUUCUGAACUAUAAUGUUGCUUUGGAAAAUGGCUAUGUAGUACAUUUCUAUUUAAUAGCACUGACUCCAAAGGGAAUACUAUGUGUAUUACUGUUGAAAAGAGUUGUUGAAAAAU
Messenger RNA from Otolemur garnettii (small-eared galago), 1874 nucleotides. It is a transcript of the gene TCP11L1, whose product is annotated as t-complex 11 like 1. Gene Ontology annotation, biological process: signal transduction. The transcript has 10 exons. Bases 180 to 1703 code for a protein of 507 amino acids. NCBI's taxonomy places the organism in Eukaryota, Metazoa, Chordata, Mammalia, Primates, Galagidae. The record is from RefSeq and is a predicted model, not a curated record.